CAACCUUUUAUAAAGUCCCAAACAACAUUUGUACAUUUAUAUUUCCCAAAACACUAAAACAAAUCCAUCAUUUGUACCACCUCCGAUUAAAUUCUAAACUCCGAUAACAACCAUCAUGGAGGACACAAAUAAACCCCAUAAAGUCCAUGUUCUUGUGCUACCAUAUCCGGCCCAAGGCCACAUUAACCCAAUGCUUCAAUUCUCGAAACGUUUGGCCUCCAAAGGCAUCAAGCCCACAUUAGUCCCAACCAUCUACAUUUCCAAAUCCAUGUCAACCACCACCAUCACUACGGCCCAAAAUGGCCAAACAAUACAAGUACAACCUAUUUCCGAUGGCUACGACGAUGGUGGUAUAACCAAGCUAAGACUACCGCGGCCUACUUGGAUAGCCUUCGGACCAACAGUUCAAAAUCGUUGGCCCAACUUAUUAAGAAGUUAAAUGAGGAAGGGGACCCAGUUAAGGCAAUUAUAUUAAUUGUUUAUGGCUAGACUCUAGUUUAGCCAUUUAUCCCUACACCCCCCCUAAACGACGCCGUACCACUACCCCCACACAUUCCAAUAACUUCCCUCUAAAACUGCCAGUAACUUCCCACUACCCCACCCAUAUAUAUAUAUAAUUAAAAAAAAAAACUUUUCAAAUAAUCACAUUUUUCUUUCUUAUCCUCUUUCUCCAAUUUCUCACUCAACCUCCAUUUUCUCUCUCUACUCCAUUUUCGUACAUGCAAUUAGCAAGUAAAAUUGUCUAAAAUGUCCGACAUAAGAGACGAAAUUGCACAAUCUCGACAAAUUUCAACAACAACAAACCAAAAAUCUAAUGAGAAAAAAAUUCAAAAUACUGGAGUUCCAGAACAAUCAAAUGAACAAGAGAAGGAAACUUCAAAAAUAGAUGAUGCAUCAACAAAUCAAGGAAAAAAAAACAACUGAAGAGGAAGCAAAAACUGAUCACCUACAACAAGAAAAGGCUGGAUCAGAAUUAGUGAAUACAGGAAAUCAAUCACCUAAGAAAGACAGAAGAGAGGUUGAACAACUACAACCAAAAAAGGAUGCAGCAGGAAAUCAAUCAACUGAAGAUGAGCCUCCAAAAGAGGCUACAACAAAGGAUCAGCCUACACAACAAGUGAAGGCUAUAGCAGAGGAUGAGCCUCCAGCAGAGGAAGAGCCUCCAAAAGAGGAUGAGCCUCCAGCAGCAGUUGAAGAAACACAUUCAUACAUAAUGCAAAAGUAUGAACAUAUAUAACUUAUUAAAUGUUUCUAUUCCACAUUUACAAUAUUAUUGAUCAUAAAUUAUCUGUUGCCAGGAAAAAAUUAAAAGUGUCAACUCAAGGAAUACUAAAAAAACUGACAAAAAACUGGAAAACUGCUCCUGUUAGCAAGGUCAUUGCUGCUAAAAAG
Messenger RNA from Chenopodium quinoa (quinoa), 1392 nucleotides. Its product is annotated as pollen-specific leucine-rich repeat extensin-like protein 1. The coding region runs from base 887 to 1237 and encodes 116 amino acids. Lineage: Eukaryota; Viridiplantae; Streptophyta; Magnoliopsida; Caryophyllales; Amaranthaceae. The record is from RefSeq and is a predicted model, not a curated record. The transcript is spliced from 6 exons.